Papaver somniferum (opium poppy) is the source of this 399-nucleotide messenger RNA. RefSeq lists its product as uncharacterized. The transcript has a single exon. NCBI's taxonomy places the organism in Eukaryota, Viridiplantae, Streptophyta, Magnoliopsida, Ranunculales, Papaveraceae. Bases 1 to 399 code for a protein of 132 amino acids. The record is from RefSeq and is a predicted model, not a curated record.
AUGAAGCUUUACUGGAGAAUCCAAAAUGGUACAAGUGAAAUGGCAAAAUUCUUCCAAGCUAAGUACCAAAACUCAAAGGGUGAGUGGAUUGAGUAUUACAAAAAGUCUUCCAUAUGGCCAGGUAUGAAAUGGGUUAUAAAUGAAGUUCAUGAUCAUUCCAGAUGGAUUGUGGGGAAUGGGACUAAAAUCUCAAUUGGAAAGGAUAUAUGGAUCAAAGAAAAAGCUCUUAUUGAUUUAUACCCAAAAAAUGCUUUCUUACUUCAGUACCCUGACAUGAAAGUGGAAGAUAUAUUAUUGGAUGGUGAAUGGGUAAUUCCAAGUGAAAUCUUGGAAAUGAUUGAAAUAAAUGAACUGCCAGUUGUAAAUAAUGAAGAUGAUAAGAGAGUAUGGUGUGGAUGA